GAGUCACGUGACAUUGAUGAUAAACACUCGGCUUCCCUCCCCCACCGGGACACGUAACGACACCAGAUCCGCCCCUCCCCCAGCACCCGAGGGUGUACACCCGAAAACGGCGACUACCGCGGCUGACCACGAUAGUUGACAUGUCCAUUCUGCGAUGAGGAUUUCGUGUGGAAUUAUGUAACACCUUAAAAUUCUGCUCCGACUCAUCGACAUGGAAACGAUGUGAAAUCGUGAAGAUUUGAUGAAAAAAUGUACUCUUAUAAUUGACGGAAGGCGCACCCCGAGGGCGGCUCGGCCCGGACGUCCCUCCUCAUCCUCGUCUCCAUAUUCCUCUCCGCCGCCUCCAUCAUGUUCCUGGUCUACAAGAACUUCCCGCAGCUCAGCGAAGAUGAGCGCGAGACGAUAAAGAUCCCGCGGGACAUGGAGGACGCCAAGGCGCUGGGGCGGGUGCUGUCCAAAUACAAGGACACCUUCUACGUGGAGGUGCUGGUGGCGUAUUUCACCACCUACGUCUUUCUGCAGACGUUCGCCAUCCCCGGCUCCAUCUUCCUGAGCAUCCUCUCCGGAUUCCUCUACCCCUUCCCCCUCGCCCUGUUUCUCGUGUGUUUGUGUUCCGGUCUGGGGGCCUCAUUCUGCUACUUGUUGUCCUAUCUGGUGGGGCGGCCGGUGGUCUACAAGUAUCUGACAGAGAAGGCGGUGAAGUGGUCGCAGCAGGUCGAGCGACAUCGGGAUCAUCUGAUCAAUUACAUCAUCUUCCUGCGGAUAACGCCGUUCCUGCCAAACUGGUUCAUCAACAUCACGUCCCCCGUCAUCAACGUCCCCCUCAAAGUGUUCUUCCUGGGAACGUUUAUAGGGGUGGCUCCUCCAUCGUUUGUCGCCAUUAAAGCGGGCACGACGCUCUACCAGCUCACCACAGCGGGGGAGGCGGUGUCCUGGAACUCGGUCUUCGUCCUCAUGGUCCUCGCCGUCCUCUCCAUCCUUCCCGCCAUUUUCCAAAACAAACUGAAAAAGAAAUUCGAGUGAUUUCACGUUUUCCGCUCGCGUCUCCGGAUGCGUUAUGGAUUUUAUGGAGUUAAAGACUUCUGGACCUUUCCAAUCGGAGGACUUAUUUUAUUUAGAACUUUUUACGUCUCCCCCCAUGUCUGAGCCUCAGCGAGGGGGGGGGGGGGGGGCGACUAGAACUUCAAUAAUAUUCUGAUUUUUACAACAGCUAAAGUGUUAAUACUUGAUGAUUUAACCAGCCGGGGGCCGCACCGGGGCCCCUCACCCAUAACUGAUGCUACAGCGGACGAUGGGAGGGGAGACCUGCGCUAAACCGGAACCCCCCAACGCUCCUCCACACCGGCCUCUAACUGAGCUCUUAAAGGGGUACUCCACUCCCCAACGAUCUGAGCAUUUUAGUUCCGAACACUAGGUGUGGGCUUCAUGGGGUUGCCCCGCCCCCUUGUGAUGUCACACCCCCUCCCAUAGACUUGCAUUGAGGGGGCGGGGUGUGACAUCACAAGGGGGGUGGGGGAACCCCCGAAGCCUACACCUAGCAUUCAGAACUAAUUGUUCAGAUCGUUGGGGAGUGGAGUACCCCUUUAAGCCAAAUACUUCCUUGUAUGCUAUGACUGAACAGAGUAUAAUAUCUCAUAGGGCAGUGUUCUCCAAUCUGUCUCAGAACUACAACUCCCAGCAUGCCUGAACCUCUUUCGCCCGUCUGGUAAUGUUGGGAGGUGUCGUUGUGUAACAGCUCGAAAGAUGUCUGUCUGGGAAUGCUGGGAGUUGUAGUUUUAGCAACAUAAAUUAGAUCUGUCAAGGCCUGCUGGGAGUUGUAGUUAAAUACCAGCAGAUGAGGGGCAUGCUGGAAGUUGUAGUUAAAUAUCAGCAGAUGAGGGGCAUGCUGGGAGUUGUAGUUAAAUACCAGCAGAUGAGGGGCAUGCUGGGAGUUGUAGUUAAAUAGCAGCAGAUGAGGGGCAUGCUGGAAGUUGUAGUUUAAUGCCAGUAGAUGAGGGGCAUGCUGGGAGUUGUAGUUUAAUGCCAGCAGAUGAGGGGCAUGCUGGGAGUUGUAGUUAAAUAUCAGCAGAUGAGGGGCAUGCUGGGAGUUGUAGUUAAAUACCAGCAGAUGAGGGGCAUGCUGGGAGUUGUAGUUAAAUAUCAGCAGAUGAGGGUCAUGCUGGGAGUUGUAGUUUAAUGCCAGCAGAUGAGGGGCAUACUGGGAGUUGUAGUUUAAUGCCAGCAGAUGAGGGGCAUGCUGGGAGUUGUAGUUAAAUACCAGCAGAUGAGGGGCAUGCUGGGAGUUGUAGUUAAAUAUCAGCAGAUGAGGGUCAUGCUGGGAGUUGUAGUUAAAUAGCAGCAGAUGAGGGGCAUGCUGGGAGUUGUAGUUUAAUGCCAGCAGAUGAGGGGCAUGCUGGGAGUUGUAGUUUAAUGCCAGCAGAUGAGGGGCAUGCUGGGAGUUGUAGU
Hyla sarda is the source of this 2445-nucleotide messenger RNA. It is a transcript of the gene TMEM41B, whose product is annotated as transmembrane protein 41B. The record is from RefSeq and is a predicted model, not a curated record. Gene Ontology annotation, cellular component: endoplasmic reticulum membrane. The coding region runs from base 349 to 1023 and encodes 224 amino acids. NCBI's taxonomy places the organism in Eukaryota, Metazoa, Chordata, Amphibia, Anura, Hylidae. The transcript has 8 exons.